Messenger RNA from Populus nigra (black poplar), 1275 nucleotides. Its product is annotated as aluminum-activated malate transporter 14-like. The record is from RefSeq and is a predicted model, not a curated record. Gene Ontology annotation, cellular component: plant-type vacuole membrane. The transcript is spliced from 6 exons. Gene Ontology annotation, biological process: malate transport. NCBI's taxonomy places the organism in Eukaryota, Viridiplantae, Streptophyta, Magnoliopsida, Malpighiales, Salicaceae. The coding region runs from base 1 to 1275 and encodes 424 amino acids.
AUGGGUUCAACUGUAAUUCCUAUUCCAGAUGGAGAUCAGGGAUUUGGUGAUCUCAAAGAGAGAAGGAAAUUCCAAGUUUCUCUAAGUCCUAUCGUUUCUUUUGUCCAGAAAAAUAAGAACAGCAUAAAGAAAAUUAUUCACUGUAUCAAAGUUGGAACUGCUCUGGUUUUGGUUUCUCUUGUCUACUUCGUUGACCGUCUCUACAAGGAAAUUGGAGACGAUAAUGCGAUGUGGGCUAUAAUGACUGUUGUUGUCAUCUUUGAGUUCCACGCAGGAGCUACGCUUGGCAAGGGAUUCUAUCGAGGAAUUGGGACUGUUUUAGGAGGCGGGUUGGGAUGUAUAGCGGCAAUUUUAGGUGAACAAGUUGGUGGAAUCGGCAACCCUUUUAUCGUUGGUGUUUCUCUCUUUAUUUUUGGCGGGGCAGCAACAUAUGCUAGACUGAUUCCGAACAUUAAGAAGAGAUAUGACUAUGGAGUCAUGAUAUUCAUCCUCACAUUCAAUCUGGUCUCGGUAUCCGGUAUACGUGAAGAAAAUGUCAUGGAAAUAGCUCGUGAACGUCUCGUGAUGAUUGUUAUGGGCUUCGCUAUCUGCAUUUGCACAAGCUUAUUUUUUUUCCCCACAUGGGCUAGUGAUGAGAUUCAUAAUUCUACGGUCUCCAAAUUCGAAGACCUUGCAAGCUCCAUCGAAGGAUGCGUAGAGGAGUAUUUCAGAUUAGUCGGCGACAAGGAAAACCAGUCAGUUCAUCCAAUUGCUAGUUUCAGGAACUGCAUAUCAGUGCUAAACUCUAAGGCAAAGGAUGAAUCCUUGGUAAAUUUUGCAAAAUGGGAACCGUGGCAUGGAAAAUUUGGGCUGUUCCACCCUUGGGAGAAAUACCAAAAGAUUGGUGAGGUUCUUAGAGAAUUGGCUGCCACCAUACUUUCACUCAAGGGUUCUCUUAAUUCUUCCAAAGAGCCCCUGAAAGCUUUGAGGGAGUCAAUCAAAGAACCUUGUGAAGCAGCUGGCUCAUCACUUGCGUGGACCCUGAGAGAGCUGGGAGAGAGCAUCAAGAAAAUGAGACGGUGCCAGUCAGAGACUUUAAUAGUGCCAAAGUUAAAAUUAGCAAGACAAGGGCUUAGUCAGGUCAUGUCUCCUUUCAAACUAGGAAAACUUGAUACAGCUGAGGGACUUGCAAUAGCAUGCUUUGUGUUCUCACUGAUGGAGCUGGCAGAGAAGCUGGAAGGUUUAGCCAGGGAGGUGGAAGAGCUUGGAGAACUUGCUGCUUUCAACCGAAGCUAA